Cutaneotrichosporon cavernicola is the source of this 1155-nucleotide messenger RNA. RefSeq lists its product as uncharacterized. Bases 1 to 1155 code for a protein of 384 amino acids. The record is from RefSeq and is a predicted model, not a curated record. NCBI's taxonomy places the organism in Eukaryota, Fungi, Basidiomycota, Tremellomycetes, Trichosporonales, Trichosporonaceae. The transcript is spliced from 4 exons.
AUGGGUAUCGCUCUUGCUCUUGCCGCUGCAGGCAUCGCAUUCAUCGUCGUCAAGAAGAUGACCAACAAGCCCAAGCCUGUCGCUUACGGCGCCCAAGGCGGCUACGGCAAGCCACCAGGCUACCGCGACCAGUCGAGCGGCUUCAACCCCAUGUCUUCCAUGGGCGGCUUCGCCGGUGGAGCAAUACCCGGCAUGAUGGGUGGUGGUGGUGGUGGUGGUGGUGGUGGCCAGGCUGCCUCGUUCUACGGCGCGGCACCCGGCUCGCGCGACAUCGGCAGCGUCGGCUACGGUGGUGCCCCCACCCCCGAUUACAACGCCAUCGUCAGGACACUCCAGCACUGCAUCCAGGAGCAGCGCAUUGGCUACUUUUACCAGGACCCUCGCGCCGUCGACGCCAUCGCCCAGCGCAUUGUCGCUAGCGGCGCUAUCGCCGAUAUCUCUCAGGAGUGGCGCCUCACCCCAGACAUUGCUGUCGAUCUCUGCAAGCUCGCACUCUUUGACAUUGUCGUUCUCUGCGAUGACUCGGCCGCCAUGCGUGGUGAGCAGGGCGGUGAGCGUAUCAACGACCUCCGCGCCACCCUCUCCAAGGUUGCCUACGCCGCUACCCUCUUUGACGACGACGGUAUCGAGGUCCGCUUCCUCAACGCGCCCUUUGAGGGCAACCGCAUCAACUCUGACGAGGCCGCUGUCCAGCUCCUCGACCGCAUCAUCUACGACGGCCCCUGUGCCCUCGGCUCGGCUCUUGACUACAAGGUCCUCCAGCCCCUCGUCCUGGGUCCCGCCCGCGCUCGCGCCCUCCACAAGCCCAAGCUCAUUGUCAUCAUCACCGGCGGCACCGGUGCGGUGCACUCUGAGGCUCCCAACACUCUCAACAUGGUCAUUUCGCGCGCUGCCCAGGAGCUCUCGCAGAGUGUUGGCGCCGACGCCAUCUCGUUCCAGUUCUGCCAGGUCGGCAACGACAUGCAGGCUGCGCAGUGGCUCGGCCACCUCGACGCGGACCCGGCCAUCGGUGGUCUCAUGGACCAGACUGGCGACUUUGACGCCGAGCGCGACGAGAUGAUGCGCAAGACUGGCCAGCAGCUCACGCCCGUCAUGUGGCUGCUCAAGAUGAUGCUCGGUGGCAUCGACAACUCGUACGACUCCAAGGACGAGUAG